Messenger RNA from Arvicanthis niloticus (Nile rat), 2702 nucleotides. The record is from RefSeq and is a predicted model, not a curated record. Lineage: Eukaryota; Metazoa; Chordata; Mammalia; Rodentia; Muridae.
CGGGCUGCGGGCGUGGGCAGCUCUCUCGGACCCCGGCUUUGUUCAGGCUGUUCUUGUGCGAGCAGGAGUAGGCGCUGUGGAGACAGUCGACCAGCCUUUCGGUUUCUGUGUUCCUUUGUCAUUGGGCUUUGCUGAAGUCUUUCCCACCUCUGAAUGUCUUAAUGGUUUCAUGCUGGCCUCUCACUUGCCAGCCUUCGGAUUUGGUUCCUGCCUGGGAAAAUGAAAAGACACCAUGGUGCCCAGGAACCGGCCAUCCUGCCUCAUCUUCCCUUGUUUGCUGGAGAAUCCAACCUAUGGAAUAACAAACAAUUCAGUGUCUUACCCAGAGUUCAGCAGACCUCUUUUGUAAACUUUCAGGGCUUCCAGUAAUGUACUUUCGCUUCUUUCCUAGGUGUCUGGAGACUCGCUUGUCCGUGUAUAUUUCACUUUGUGUACUCAAGGAGGGUAAACAGCGAUGCUGUGUCCACAAACGCUGUGUAAUUUAAACUAACUCCCCAUCAAACAUGUUUGGAUCUUAGUCUCGAGUCACUAAAAUGUAAAGACCAGCAGAGAGAAGAGACUCCAUCUUCCAGAGGUCGCCACUGUCUGCCUCCCCACUCAGUCAUCUUUUUAAGUGACACCUCAUUUGUCUGGUCCCUCAUAACAUGAAGCCAUUAUCAUCUCAGGAACUGAAAUGGCCAAACAGAUCCAGAAAGAAAUACAGCAAGGUGUGGAGUCAUGGAUUGCUCUUGGGAACAGGAGGCCUCAUCUGAGUAUCAUUUUAGUGGGAGAUAACCCGGCAAGCCACACCUACGUCAGGAAUAAGAUAAAAGCUGCGUCUGCUGUAGGCAUCUACAGUGAGCUCAUCAUGAAGCCCAAGAGUGUUUCCCAGGAGGAGCUUUUGGAUAUCACUGAUCAUCUGAACAUGGACAGGAGAGUCAGCGGCAUAUUAGUUCAGCUACCACUUCCGGACCACGUGGAUGAGAGAAUUAUAUGCAAUGGGAUUGCUCCAGAAAAAGAUGUUGAUGGAUUUCACAUUAUCAAUAUCGGAAGACUGUGCCUUGACCAGCAUUCAAUGAUCCCUGCCACUGCCAGUGCCGUUUGGGAAAUCAUCAAAAGAGCAGGAAUUGAAACAUUUGGAAAAAACGUGGUCGUGGCAGGACGAUCCAAGAAUGUGGGCAUGCCGAUCGCCAUGCUGCUGCACACGGAUGGAGAGCACGAGCGUCCUGGAGGCGACGCAACAGUGACCAUAGCGCACAGAUACACCCCCAGAGAACAGCUGAAGGCCCAUACUCAGCUAGCAGAUAUCAUCAUAGUGGCUGCAGGUAUUCCCAGGUUGAUUACGGCUGACAUGGUCAGAGACGGUGCAGCAGUAAUUGAUGUGGGUAUCAACUAUGUACAAGAUCCUGUGACAGGAAAGACCAAGUUAGUUGGAGAUGUGGACUUCGAAGCUCCCCUUUACCUACAGAGCACCAAUACAAGCCUUCCUGUGGCAUGUCCAAGAUUCAAGCCGCUUUCCACCCAAGAGAAGUUCCUUUCUGUUAAGAAGAAAGCCAGUUUCAUCACUCCAGUCCCAGGAGGUGUGGGACCCAUGACUGUGGCCAUCCUUCUGAAGAACACACUUCUGGCUGUGAAGAAUGUCACCUACUAGAUCACAGGGGAGUACACACAACGAAUACUGCUGCUUAGUUAUUUGUCAACAGGUGAAAUCCCUUCUAUUUUACUACAAAGCUAUUUAUUUCUACAUGUAUUUAUUUUUUCAUGAGUGGAAUCAUUCUGGAACUGAUUAUUUACAUGACUUUAUGGAUUUCUUGCUAAUAGAUUUGAGUCUUUAAAAAAAAAUCAAAACAAUUCCAUUGACAAUUGUGGUAACAGCUCUUUAUUUUAUGGAUACUUGUUCAUAAUGUUAAAACAAAUGAAGAGUUCAUAUUUAACAAAUAUAUUUUUGACAUAACCUAAGUAUUACACACUGUAUGUUUUCAAAAAACUGUUUUACCAGCUAAACAGGUGCCAUGUAAACCACAACUUGAGGUUUGUUAUAACCAUGAUUUUCUGUACAGUCUACACUCUAGGUUGUCUGUGGAGAAGAGCAUUCUACAAGGCCAUCCUGUGGGAGACUUAGGAAGUGAAAGCUAGUCCAGAAAGCAAAGGCUGCAACAACACUUGAAACACUAAGACUGAUCACUUUGCGUAGUGUGAGGCCACAUGUGUUAGGUUUCCAAAUCAUUCAGUUCAGUUCGCUGAUGGUAAGAGCCUACUCUCCAAACGAAUGAAUGGACAAAGUCAAACUAAAGUGGUUUUCCCACAAACAUCAACCAAACACAAUGCUGAUAUAGUAUGAGUAUAUCUGUCAUUAAAUACCUGUAAGUGAUGUGUUUGCUCAUGGGAGCAGGGAUCUGACAGAAUUAUAAUGCGGUAGUUUUGUUAAAAUUGAACCCUUGGAUGUAACGAAUAGCUAGUUCUUGUGCACACACAUCUUUUCUUUCCUAAGAUAGCAUUUGGUUCCUAACACAGACGCUGUGUUUCUAACACAAUUUCAAACUGGGAAAUAUGUAUGACUAUUACUUGAAGGUUAACGACCAGAGCCAUAUAAUUUGUACUGUGGUUUCAUGCCCAAAUCCCAGUAUGAUCCUUGUUCAAUGCAUGUCUUUAUCAGUGUGCUUCUUGUGUGGAAAUAGACUAGCUGUUUAUCAGUAAUAUCUCAAUUGUCCAAUAAAAGGAUU